Messenger RNA from Schistocerca gregaria, 2609 nucleotides. RefSeq names its product piggyBac transposable element-derived protein 1-like. The transcript has 2 exons. Bases 270 to 1187 code for a protein of 305 amino acids. The record is from RefSeq and is a predicted model, not a curated record. Lineage: Eukaryota; Metazoa; Arthropoda; Insecta; Orthoptera; Acrididae.
AGCAUGUUAUGGAAAGAACAGGCUUGCUGUUGCUCAUGUAGUCAGUGGAGAGGGUGAUGACAGUUGCCUGAGUGAUUCAUUCAGUAAGACAGACAAGCAAGUCAACAAAUAGCGAAGCAACAACCAGCAGUUCUGAAGACGAAGCAAGUAGUGAAGAUGAUACUAGUGUUCCUGAUGUAGACAAUACUUCAGAUGCUUCAGUGUCACAUGGAGCCACUAGGCGAAAACCAGUUUGGAGACAUAUUAGUAAUGGCAACAAUGCUCGUGACAUGCCACACUGGCAAGGUUCAAUCCCUGAGUCUACUUCAAUUCAGGAACUUGUUGAGUAUUUCAAACACUUCUUCGACAUUCAACUUCUCAAACAUAUUACUGAACAGACAAACCUGUACUGUGUUCAGAAGAAUCUAGCUAAACCUUUCCAGCUGACUGUCAGUGAACUUUAUCAAUAUAUAGGGACAGCAUUCUAUAUGGCGCUUGUUAGUGUACCAUGUACUCAAUUAUGUUGGUCUCCUUCAUUUAGUGUUCCUUGCUUGUCAGGUGUUAUGAGUCGAGAGAGGUGGGAAGAUAUAAAGUCCAAUCUCCAUUUCAAUGACACCACCAAAGUGCCUGAUGUAGGUGCAAACAAAGACACACUUUUCAAGCUUAGGCCACUAAUAAACAGUUUGCUCAAAAAAUUUAACAACCUACCCAUUGAUAGGAUGCUAUGUGUUGAUGAGCAGAUGGUGCCAUUCAAGGGAAUGUCUAGUUUCAUACAGUACAUGCCAAAUAAACCUCACAAAUGUGGUUAUAAAUUAUAUAUAGUGUGUGUUUGGAAAGGAAUUGUGUACAUUUCUGAAGUGUAUUGUGGGAAACAUUACCCUUUGCCAGAAUGCAAAGAUUUAGGGGCUAAUGCCAAUGUCAUUUUAUACCUUUGCAAGGUCAUUCCCCGACAACAGAACCACUUGUUGUACUUUGACAAUUGGUUUACAACAAUACCACUCCUUUUAAAGCUUGCUCACAUGAAGAUCUUUUGGUUGUGGACUGUCAGAGCCAACAGGUUUCCUAGCCGUGUGGUGGCAACUGACAAAGAUUUGGGGAAAAAAAGGAAAGGUGAGCUGUUGAUGACGGUCUGCGAGGCACUCAACAUUGUGGUCAUCAGCACCUGUACUAGGUCUGAAUCUUUCCAGUCCAUUCUCGGAAUUUUCUGAAUGAUGAUGACAACACAAACACCCAGUCCCCGAGCAGAGAAAAUCCUCUACCUGGCCGGAGAUCAAACCCGGGACCCCGUGAUCCAGAGGCGAUGCAUAUGAUGAAUGGGAGGCAGAUAUUGACGGUCAACGUGUAUGUGUGCCAGAUGGUUUGAUAAAAGAUCUGUAGUACCUGCAUCUACAUUUUCUGCUGCACAACCACCAAGUAAGGUGAAAUGAUGGGGUAGGAUGGCCAAAGCAAAAAUUGAAGUUGAUUGUCCACCAAUUAUUUACAUCUACAACAGGUUUAUGGGAGCAGUGCAUCUAUUAGAUUCACUCAUUGCACUAUACAGAAUCAACAUCAGAUCAAAGAAGUAUUAUAUGCAACUGUUUUUUCACUUCCUUGACUUGGUGGUAGUAAAUGCAUGUCCAUUGUACAGAAGGGACAGUGACUUCAUUGGGAUCUCCAAAAAUAAACAGAGGCCACUUUGUCGGUUCAAAGCUGACAUGGCCGAGGUCCUAUGCAGAAUGAACACAGACAUAAAGAAGAAAGUGGGACAUACACCUAAACCAAUUCCUCAACUGUUUGUUUGCCAGGGCAAUGUUGGUCAUUGGCCACUUGUGUUGGAGAAGAGAGGCAGAUGCAAAAUGCCAAACUGCAAAGGUAGUCCAUCAAGUGUUUGCCAGAAGAAUAUAAUGCUCAUUUGUGCAUUGAAGGAGAAAAAAACAGGAAGGAACUGUUUUCUGGGCUUUGAUAAGAAAUAAUAACUAUACAAGUCAAGUGUUUCAGCUUCUUAAGUACUUUCAUACGAGUAAAUACUCAUUAGCCAAUAUAUAAUUCACCUGUAUCUUUAGAUGCCCAAUGUAAUAUGUAUGUAAUCAUUCUAAUAUGACAGUGUGGUUUCAGUUGCCUCGGACUGCAGUCAUGUGUGUGAGAUGCAUUUGUGUGAGUGUAUUUGCGUAUUUGUGACAAUUGUUGACGAAGGCCAUUGGACAAAAGUUUUAAUUGUGAAAGUAUUUUUGUUGUGCCUAUCUGCCACUCAGCAUCCCCGCUAUAUGCUGAGUAGCAACUUUCCUUCUCAUAAUAUUGUCACAAUCCAUCCUAGAUUUUCCAUUGUUUGAUUCUAAUUUUUUGUGUUUAUUGAUUCAUAAUUCUGUCCAUGGAGAGUUAAUAUGGAACAAUGAAAAACUCAAAAGUUAUUUAUUGGGAUAAUGAACAUUCAAAACCAUGUAUGCAGUUAACAAGUGAUUCAGUUUGAUGUAGAAUAAAUCAAAAGUUAAAUUUUAGAAAAGUUAUGUCAAAUAUUCAUACGAAGAAUAUGUAUUAAGAAAUUGACCAAUAACAGUACUUCAAGAAGAUAAUGAAUAUAGUGCUAAUAAAACAAUGUAUGUAACAUGAACAAAUAAGACAGGUUAACAGAUAUUUAAAAGAAAAUACAAACU